UUUAUAAUUGAAAUGCACUAUAAAAGGAUGUAAAUUGUGAAUAAUUUUAUUCCAAGUCAAAGACUGUAGAUAUGAUGUCUCCUACAAUUCUUUGGCUAUUCUACUGUUUCGUUGUACCGAACGUCCGCAGCGACGUAGAAUUAGCCGGAGCAGCUUUGAACUCGGACACAUCUCUUGAAAACAAUGCCAAUAGCGAGGUCGCAGAUCACAACAAAAAUGAUUUGGAUUUAAGUCGACUCACCAGUGACUCUAACUUAGCCGUAUCAGAUGCAGACCUAAAUCUAGGAGCUUCAGAUUCAGCUAAUAGAUUAUCUAGACAGAAUGAACAGGAUUCCAGUGUUGCCAGUGACUUAAACGGUCAUGAUAAUUUGAGAAAUUUGAGAUCCAAUUUGAAUGGUGUGGGUGUUUAUGAUUUCACUAACCGUGCAAAUAAUUUAAGACACCCUUCACUAAGUGAUGUGAAUGGCGUUUUAAGCGGACUAGAAGCUUUACAUCAAGCAAAGGUUAGGAAUGGUAGACUGAAUGUUGUGACUAGAAGCGGACUUAAUGAUCAAAAUCAAGUCAGUGUUCUUGAUGGCAGUCGACUAUCUGCUUUGAUAGCACUUAAUAGACAUGGUGUGGUUGGAAAUGGAGUCAGCGGUGUAAGUGGAUUGAAUAUAAUUGAGAGAAAUGGUUUAACGAACUCUAAAGGUUUGAACGCACUUGAAAAUGUAAUUGUACAAAGAUCAGCGGCAUUACGUGAAAUUAACAGCGAUAAAGUUAAUGGUGUUAACAAUGUUAAUGGUUUGAAUGGAGAUAAAGAAAGUUUAUUAUCUACUGUGAAUCGAUGGGCCGUAUUGUCUAAGCACCAUAUAGGAGAUUUGCUGAAUAGUAACCAGGACCAAAAUUUAAAUGGUCAACUUGCAGUGAAUGAAGUUAACGGUCAAUCUGAUACCAACGGUCUCAGUAGAAGUGGUGUAAGCGGUGUGUACUACAGAACAGGUAAUGUACACGGCUUAGAUGGUUUAAGUCAUGGUAAUUUAGGACUGGCCAACAGACUAGUUAAUAAUAAAGUCGAAAAUUUGGUUAAACUACGACUGAGUGGAGCUAACAACGGUGUAAAUGGUGUGAACGGCCUCGGUCUACUCAAUAAUCUCCAUUCGAGUAAUUUGGAAAAUGAUUUAAAUUUGGAACAUCAAAAUAAUUUGCUAAACCGUGUCCAUAAUCAUGCAGAUGACGUAAAUGUUUUAGGAAAUGUAAACUCAAAUAACGCGAAUCUUUUAAACGAACUUAGCAGAAGUGGUUUAUUAGGUUCUAAUUUGAAUAAUCAAAAAGUUAGUCUUAACGCAUUAAAAGAAGCAACUAAACUUGGAUUGCAACAACCGGUACUUUUGGACCGAUCUAUAUUAAUGGGUAGAAGUGGCAGUGGAUUAAAUGAAGAAGAUUUAUUAAAUGCAGCAGCCAAUCAUAAUGAGGGGAAAUUGAAUGCAUUAAGUGCACUUGUUAGUUUAAGUGAUGUUAAUAACAACAACAAUUUAAGAAGUGCUUUAAAUAAUUUGGCCAAUCAAAAUGGUUUGAGUAAAUCUAGCGAAAGUAAUUCGAAUGAUCUUGGCUUAGUAGGAGGCUCUAACCUUCACCGCCACUCUAAUGGUUUAACUGCUACCAGUGGGUUGCAUGCCAAUAAUGUUAAUAGUUUGAAAUCCAGCCAACCCGCUUCACUGGUCAAUUCAGUAGGUCUCAAUAGCCUCAGCAACAACGGUGUCAACGUAAACGGAGAAUCUGGUUUAAACUCUCUCAACAAUCUCGAAACAUCAAAUAGAGAACAUAAUAACCUAUCAAAUGAAGAAAAUAACUUAGAUUCCGAAGCAACAGUAGAAAGCAGAUUGCCUUCAGCAGAAAUUGAAUUAGACAAUCAAAAUAGAAGAUAUUUAGGUAACAGGUUGAGAAACUUGGGAUUUAGCCACGGUAAAGGUUGGGGUCCUAAUAAACCAGUCAUAUAUUCCCCAUAUGAUUUACCAAAUCCAGUAGUACCCUAUAGACCAUAUAACAGACCAGUAAUAGUACCCCGACCGUAUAGACCACAAGAAUGGUACCAAUCUUAUCACCCUACCACUUAUAUCCCCUACGCCUUAAAAGGACGAAGUGGAUUGAAUGGUGACGUACCUUUAAGCAAUGAUGCAGUCGAUCUUUCAUCUUUAUUGCUAAACGUUAAUAGUUUAAAUGACGUUGAUAGCAUAUCCAAUAAACUGGUUGAUUUAACUGACUACGACAUCGAUAAUUUGUUAAGUUUAUUUGAAAAAACCGAGCUCAAUGGAAUAUCAACCGGUAAAAAUGAACUGAGAAGUGGAGUCGAAGUUAAUUCUGAUAAUCUCGCUUCAGAACUCGACGCUAUUAAUCUCAGUGAAUUAAAUAACAAGAAUUUGAACAAUCGAAGAAUCUUAAGCAACAUAUUAAGACGAUUGCACUCAAACGUAGGAAAGAAUGCAAACGUUGCCAACAAUGAUUUGUUAAAUUUGAAUACUAACGCUCAAAGCGGUCUAAACAAAUUAGUUGGAGUAGAUUCUUUGGCAAUCAAAUCAAAUAACAAUGAACUUGAAGAAGCAGUCAACGAAGCUUUAAGAUCAAACAAUGCCAACGAGCAAAACUUAGAAGAUGUUGAAAAUGUGGUAGCGAAUGCAAGAAGAAAUUUUAUGAGACGUGGAUAAAA
Molecule: messenger RNA, 2686 nt
Organism: Papilio machaon (common yellow swallowtail)
Lineage: Eukaryota; Metazoa; Arthropoda; Insecta; Lepidoptera; Papilionidae
Product: probable cyclin-dependent serine/threonine-protein kinase DDB_G0292550
Exons: 2
Coding region: 72-2684 (870 amino acids)
Source: RefSeq, a predicted model, not a curated record